Marchantia polymorpha subsp. ruderalis is the source of this 2577-nucleotide messenger RNA. The record is from the annotation of a GenBank genome assembly. NCBI's taxonomy places the organism in Eukaryota, Viridiplantae, Streptophyta, Marchantiopsida, Marchantiales, Marchantiaceae.
CUCUCCCUCUCUCUCCCUCUCUCUCUCUCUCUCUCUGAUUUUCCUUCUCUCCGCUGUCUCUCACGUUACCGAGCUCACCAUAACGGUAAACUCUAAAAAACCUUUGACGCACGCUUCUCCCUCCAUUGUCAUGUUCCAGUGAAGCAGAAGCUUCAUGGCUGUUAUGGAAUGAUAACUGUUUGAGAGUCCGAUACGGCAGGACCCCAAAGACCUCCUUCAACGGGUAAGACUCGUGUAGAACAGAAAGUAGUCAUGCCCAUGGCGUCCUCCACUGCGUCAUUACUAUUGUACCUACGAUGUCGUUGAAACAUGGGCUGACUGAUCAGAGAACUGAACUACAUGCACUCAAUUAUUCCAGUCAGUUGAUAAGCACACUGCUUAAUACACUUCUAUGACACAAACAGAGCAAAUAGUUCCUGCUUCUCAUCGUUUCAGUUUGGUAUAGGGUUUGACUUGUUUGACUUCAUUUCCUUCCUCUUCUCGAGCUUCAAAACACUAGUCACACUUUCUUCUCGCUUUCUUUUCGUUUGGAAGAUAAGAAAUAGACGGCCGAUUCUCCAUAAGGUGGAUCUGGUUAGCCAUGAGUGUGUGACGCUUAGCCGGAAUUCUCAUUACGAAUCCAAAAUCGUUGAUAGUGAGAGCAUCAAGUUGAACUUCUAGAAAGGCGAUUUCAUGCACUUAUCUUGUAGACGUAGAUUCAAAGUCGUAUAUCUUUAUGGAACUGCAUCAUGGAAAUCUAGUCACUCCUAACGACGGUUCUUGAGGCCGUCAUUACUGAAGUCUCAGCGUGUGCGAAUCCUGGACUGUAGUCUUCAUGCGUUGACAUGAUUCUGCCAUGAGGCGACUGAACCAAACUUUACCACACCUUAAUAAUAGAGACAAAGUUAUGUCCGAGGUUACGUAGUGAGGUUACCAAUGCUUCAUUAUUCUUCCCGUUGUCAUCUAUCUAAACCAGUUGCAGCUCGAAAAUCACUAUAAUUGCAACACGUAAUGCUUGCUACGGUACAUGGGCAAGUUUGCUCCCAUACCUCUUUAUGAGUGUCCAGCGUGUUGAUCGCUCCUCAAAAUCAUGUCUAGUAGCAAGGUCUACGCUAACGAAGUGGAUGUGAAUCAUCCUAAAAUUCAAACUCGAAACCCCAACGCCACCGGAGAUUAAGGGGGGAGAAUAAUUAUACAUUGUACGCACGAAGGGACAUGGAUGGGAAACACUAUGACCAAAUAAUCCCUCCUUUAACAUGUCAUCCAUUAUUCUCUGCUCUGAGCAUAAUUUGUCAGCUUUAGGUGUGAAUGGAGUCACGACGUUUGUUUCAAACAAAACUUGCAGUUCCGUCAAGUUUGGGACAUGGGGUUGGUUGUAUGUGGACUUGCGUGAGUAGUCGAGACCUUGAAGGCUUACCUCGUAGUUGAGUUCCACAGGAAUAGAGUGAAUAACUUCCUCUGUUUCAUCGUGUAACUUUGGGCAUCUCAUAGCUACGAUUUUUUGAUCUGCUGUAGUUAUGGUCAUUUCUUUUGAAUACAUCUACGAGUUGACCAAACAUAUGAAACAUUCUGUCCUUAGAUAGGUAGCGUGUGUUGACGAUGUCCAAACACCCACCUACCUGCAUCUAAGUCAUCCUCGAUAAGUGGUCUGUCCAUGCAGUCCUCUGGGAACACCAACAUUCUGGGCAGACGCUCCACAUCUGUGCACACGAGGAAACAUCGUCCAGACUCAGAACAUGGGAUAGUAUUUUUCCAGGUUUCCGAGGCUCCACGUUGAAAAAGUUGCAGUAGCUUUCCAUCUAAAGUUCUCACGGCAGCAAGAUAACCUUUCCUCCGUAACACACCCUCGAUUUUUUCAAACUCCAGACUGCGCAUGCAACAAUGAUGCAAGGUAGGUGGUAAGUGAUCCGAAAAAUUGAAUAUCAGACAAUUGGAUAAAAGAGAUCCUAUGCAGCUCGAUGUUUACUCGUUCGUGUUAUCAUAACGUCUUGUUCUGAAAAGAUCCAGUGCGAUGGAGAGGUGCUCGGCGAAUCACGAGUUGCUACAGCUAAAACUGCAACGGAAAUUUCAAGGAUCAGAGCAUUCUCUCAAACGCCGCUCUUUCUGGCAUUGGCUUCCAAACCAUCAAUCUCCAGGAGAUGUGGCCACCUUCAAAAGAGUGAGACACUUCGACACAUACGCUGCUUGCAGAUGUGACAAAAUCCAACUGAAGCUUGCUGCACGUUCAUAUCUUGAUCUUAAUCGUUCUUCUCCACUUAUUGGCGUGGAACAACGUGCUCAGAAGUAGCCAUGGUUUCCACCACAAAAAUUGGAGAAUAUCUCAAACCCAGUGAAGAAACUUCGCGCAUGAUCAACCUUGGAACUCACUAAGAAUAAAGUACAAUAAAUUUUCUAGUUUCAAAGGUGUGAAAUGAAGACCCGAACACCACUUAAACGUGUGUCAGUCAUUUUGUUCGUAGAAAACCAAAUAUUUAUUAUUAAUAAUGCAAUUUUCCUUCAUGCACCAUGCCAUAUAGUGUCAGUAACACUUUGGAUCUAGUAAACUUCCUAACGCUUUUGAAUAUAAGAGUUGGGAUAAUUAGCAUUUUCACAUAUAAC